CGCCCAGCCCAACAGGAAGACAACAAGCUUCCAAGCCUUAAUACGAUGAACAUUCUCUGCUGUCGGCGCCAAUUACAGAUUUAAUUUUCGCCCAGAGGCGAGCAAAUUAGUAAAAUGCCCUUAUUUGAUGGGUUGGGAAGUGGAGGAGAGAAGACCGCGAUAGUCAUUGAUUUAGGAGCAGCGUACACAAAAUGUGGCUUUGCAGGGGAAACGGGGCCCAGGUUCAUAAUUCCGAGCGAGAUCCGGAAACCGGGACAGCAGCAGGCCACCAAGGUGGUUCAGUACAACAUCAACACAGAAGAGCUCUAUGUAAUCCUCAAAGAGUUUAUCCAUAUACUGUACUUCAGGCACCUGCUGGUGAACCCUCGCGACAGAAGAGUGGUCAUCAUCGAGUCCAUCCUCUGCCCGUCCCACUUCAGGGAGACGCUCACCAAGGUCUUCUUCAAACAGUUUGAGGUUCCCUCUGUGCUGUUUGCGCCGAGUCACCUCAUGGCCAUCAUGACUUUGGGCAUCAACUCUGCUCUGGUGAUGGACUGUGGACACACGGAGACUCUGGUGCUGCCUGUGUAUGAGUGCACUCCUAUUCUUCCAGCCUGGGAAGCUUUGCCACUGGGAGGGAAGGCCAUCCAUAAAGAAUUGGACGGACUCCUGGUGGAGCAGUGCACCGUGGACACCGACACCACCACUGGACAGAGCGUACCGGCUGUCAUCGGGACCAUCCCAGAAGAGACCGUGGAGGACAUCAAGGUGAGAACAUGUUUUGUCAGCGACCUGCAGAGAGGCCUCAAGAUCCAGGAGGCCAAAUUUAACCUGGACGGCACAGCGGAGCGUCCAGCCCCUCCGCCAGAUGUUGAUUAUCCUCUGGAUGGAGAGAAAAUCCUGCAUGUCAAAGGAUCUAUCAGGGACUCUGUGAUGGAGAUCCUGUUUGAGCAGGACAAUGAGGAGAAGAGCGUGGCCUCUCUGAUACUCGACGCUCUGGUCAAGUGCCCCAUCGACACUCGUAAAGUGCUGUCUGAGAACCUGGUGGUGAUCGGAGGCACGGCCAUGCUGCCCGGCUUCCUGCACCGCCUGCUGGCAGAAAUACGCCUCCUGGUGGAGAAGCCCAAGUACAGCGACGUGUUGGCCAGCAAGAGCUUCCGCAUCCACGCUCCUCCCGCCAAACCCAGCUGCACCGCCUGGCUCGGAGGCGCCAUCUUCGGGGCCCUCCAGGACAUCCUGGGCAGCAGGUCGGUGUCGAGGGAUUACUACAACCAGACCGGCCGCAUCCCGGACUGGUGCUGCCUGAGUUCGCCUCCGCCCGAGUCUUUGUACGAAGCAGGAAAAACUCCACCUCCGCUAAUGAAGAGAGCGUUCUCCACAGAGAAGUAGAACACGCUGGAACAUAAAUUAAACUCCGGUUCGGUAGUCUUUCAUAUAACAUCUCUGCUCUCGUCGGUUUCAUUUGUUAACUACACACACAGCUCAAGGUGUUCCUAGUGUUGAGUCGUUAACGUCGUGUUUUUUUUAUGCACCGUCUGUUUGACGCCGAGGUGAGCGGACGGUCGGAUUUUUAGGCUGUUGCAUUAAUAUUGCACAAGAAAUGGUCCAGUGUUAAAAUUUUUAAAAGUGCUACGUGCAGCCACGUGUGUGAGCGAGAUCCUGAAUCUGUACGUGUUUCCUGUCGAGCUCGUUUUCUUCUGUAUUUUGGUGUCAGUUGGACUGAAAAACAGUGUGUUCAGCAGAAAUCAUUCAGAUGAAGUUAAAUUAGUCAUCCGUUUAUCGGCAAACGUACAGAAAAUGUUGCUCAACUCCGGAGACAGCAGACCAUCAUGAACCGUGGCGUCAUCAGAAGAAAGAAAAACAAUUCCAUUUAUUUAUUGUCUGUACUUAAAUGUGUGAAGUGACUUUAAAUACAUUUAAACUCCUGCACACACUCUCAGGUGUCCUCAGUAUUUCCUGAUGAACAUUUCUCUGGUUUGAGGCUACGUUCACACGAAUACACUUUGAUUCUAAAGUGCACAACUUCUGCUACGUUCACCCAAAGCGUCCACGUUACUCUGCCACAUAGUGAGCCCAGUAGUACGUCAUUAGGUGGACACUUUGCCACAUAGUGACCCGUAUUCACUACGCCUCAAGCUACGGUCACACACAAGUCAUCACUGGGCUUCUACACAGAAUUUAUCCUUUAGUUUACUGAGCUUGGGAUAGUUUUUGUGCACAGAGGUUUGAGAUUUGUGUCCUAUGAUGUAAUUUGUGAGCCAAUAGUUGGAGAUUUUGGGAACCAGCUAGCUGACGUUUAGCUUAGCUUAGCAAAACGGAGUGGAAACGGGAAGUAUGUUGACUUGUGAUUGAAAUAGAAACAAGUCAGAGCUUCUUUUUUUUUUAAAUCAUAUAGCAGAUUGAUUAUACAGUCAGGUGUUGCCAGACCAUUCUCCAGUGCUGCAGAAUAUUCUGGCCAUGCAGGACAAGCAACACUAAUACAUUUCAAAAUGCACAGCUGUGUUUACGCUGAGCGACUACACUACUCCAGCGUUUAAUUAACAUACGAUGGAGACUUUAGGAAACAUUGCUGACCUCAGUGUCGCUGGAAAGCUUCGAGGUUGUGUUUUACCGAAACAAUCAUGCAGACGUCCGUGUUUUCUUUCUGACUGGAUCUCACUGUUGUCACUUAAUUCGUCGUGCAAAUUAAUUGUUAUCCUGAAAAUACAAACACAUCAGCAUUGAUGAAUUUAACACAGAUAAUCAACUGCAGAUGUUUCUGACCUCGUAGCAGCUGUUGUGCAGUUAAAGAAAUAUCCGGUCCGUAGUAUUCUCGACAACAGUUCAAAUCAAAACGCCUCAAAAUGCUGUUUUAAAAUAAGAUGGUAUUCAUGUGGAUGUCGCUUCUGGUGCACUUAAAAGACAAACAAAUGUAAAUCUUCUGCUCUGACAGGUGCAAAGGUUUGAGGAGAUGUUAUUUAAUGUUCUAACCAGAGUUUUGAUCAGGCUAAACAACUGAGAACACCAUUGGAUGUGUAGUUUAAGGUCAUUUAAAACAAACUUCAGACAGAAAUGUUGCUCUGUAAACCUGAAAAACCCUCAUUACAACAAAUAAACACUCAAGCAGA
Stegastes partitus (bicolor damselfish) is the source of this 3086-nucleotide messenger RNA. RefSeq names its product actin related protein 10 (gene actr10). The record is from RefSeq and is a predicted model, not a curated record. The transcript has 13 exons. NCBI's taxonomy places the organism in Eukaryota, Metazoa, Chordata, Actinopteri, Pomacentridae. The coding region runs from base 115 to 1368 and encodes 417 amino acids.